This is a messenger RNA of Dermacentor andersoni, 538 nucleotides long. RefSeq names its product anaphase-promoting complex subunit 15B-like. NCBI's taxonomy places the organism in Eukaryota, Metazoa, Arthropoda, Arachnida, Ixodida, Ixodidae. Gene Ontology annotation, cellular component: anaphase-promoting complex. Gene Ontology annotation, biological process: regulation of mitotic cell cycle spindle assembly checkpoint. The record is from RefSeq and is a predicted model, not a curated record.
ACAUCCAACACAAGCCUAGGCCAGUUCGAUCGUCGGGGCAGUUUUGUUUACGCUAUAUUUAUGCUGGCGGUGGUUCGAUUUGAUAUCUUGCGGGCGUUAUGUUUCGCAUGAAGGAGUUUUGAAAUGCUAAUUGGAAUUAAUGGAGGCGCCUGAAUUUCCAUCUCUACAGCCAAGAAUAGCUGAUCAGCCUUGGUUCAACAUUGACCGUCCGUGUGAUGAUGAAUCCGAGUUAACCCAACUAGAAAAAGAACACCAGAGCGCGCUCACCAGCAUUGCGCAGAGGCACAGCGACCUUAUUCCGAUCGGGAAGACAGCAGCAGAAAGAAUCCAGGUGGCCCACGAAGUGCUUGUCUUGCAGGAUGAAGAGGAGGAUGACGAUGAAGAUGAUGACAAUGAGGACGACGAAAGUGACAGCAACGAGGAUGAGGACGAUGAGCUGGAUGCAGACGACAUCAACUAUGAUCAAGACUCACCUAUGUUCCAUUAGCUGCCAUUACAAGUGAUACGAAAUUAGGAAUAAACUGUCAUAUUUUACUUA